Ilex paraguariensis (yerba mate) is the source of this 2424-nucleotide messenger RNA. The record is from the annotation of a GenBank genome assembly. Lineage: Eukaryota; Viridiplantae; Streptophyta; Magnoliopsida; Aquifoliales; Aquifoliaceae.
AUGUAUGGGUAUUUAGCAGAAAGGAGGCUUGAUAUUAUUCUUGAUCCGCAACAAAUUGUCGGACGCCAUCAACCAAAAUGGAUGCGAUACAAAGCUAGAAAGAAGCAUCCUUAUUUGUACCAGAUUGUAGUUUUUGGAGUAGAAGUAGUGGGUGAUGAACCCCCGUUGUCAUUGAACACCAUGACAUUGGGAUGCUCACUUGCUUCAAUUGAUAAAAGUGAGACUCAGAAUCCCGGCUCCGCCGCUGCUUAUGUAAUUGGUUAUUGUUGUAGCUGUUCCAGGGUGCAGAAUUUUAUUGUUGAUGGUGAUGGCACUUUGUCAAGGCCUACACCUUUGUUGCUGUUUGGUGGAGUUCGUGAUAAUUCUUCUCAGCUUAAGUUGCGAAGUAAUGUCAGAUAUCUUUCAUCUGCAGACCUUCCUUCACAUACAGUUAUCGGAAUGCCAGCUUUAUCUCCUACAAUGACUCAAGGUAAUAUUGCUAAGUGGAGGAAGAAAGAAGGAGAUAAGGUCAGUUGUAUUGAAAAAACCGACAAAGCUACCCUUGAGUUUGAGUGUCUUGAAGAAGGGUUUCUGGCUAAAAUAAUGGUACCUGAGGGUUCAAAAGAUGUGCCUGUGGGACAGCCAAUUGCAAUUACGGUUGAGGAAGCUGAGGAUAUACAAAAAGUCCCUGCUACUGUUGCUGGUGAAUCAGAGGUUGAAGAGAAAAAAUUGUCUCAACAAAAUGUUGGAAAUGAGGACUGGGAGCAAGAAACAAGUUCUGUGAAGAUUAGUGCAUCUGAGCUUCCUCCUCAUGUUGUUCUUGAAAUGCCAGCAUUAUCUCCAAGCAUGAACCAGGGUAACAUUGCUAAGUGGAGGAAAAAGGAAGGUGAUAAGAUUCAGGUUGGUGAUGUGAUCUGUGAGAUAGAGACAGACAAAGCUACCCUAGAAUUUGAAUGUCUUGAAGAGGGGUUCCUUGCCAAGAUACUGGCACCGGAAGGCUCAAAAGACGUGGCCAUGGGACAACCAAUUGCAAUAACAGUUGAGGAGCCAAAUGAUUUGGAAACUGUGAAGACAUCUUUUAGUGGCAAUUGGAUGGGAAAAGAGGAAAAGCCAACCCAUCACGAGGCAAAACAUGAAGGGAGAACACAGAAAAUUAGUUUCACUAGGAUUAGUCCAUCAGCAAAGUUGCUAAUUUUAGAACAUGGAUUGGAUGCAUCAUCAUUAACAGCGUCAGGUCCUCGUGGCACUCUCACAAAAGGGGAUGUUUUAGCUGCAAUAAAGUCUGGCAAAUCAUCUCCAAAGAUAUCUUCAUCGCUGGAGAAGAUGCCUCCAUCACCUCAAAUCCAACCACAAACAUCUUCAGAAUCGGCAGGAUUGAGAUCUCAAGAUUCUUAUGAAGAUUUGCCUAAUAGUCAAAUUCGGAAGGUAAUUCUUAUAAGACCGUUGAAAAACUUUACGAGGUUGUGCUGGUUUAGGAUUGUUUCUUAUGUGGUUGUCGAAUCAACAAACUAUACAGUACAUGGAGAACUCGGAUCUUUGCUUACACAGAUAAUUCCCAUCUAACGUUUUGCCUAUAAUGCCCGAAUACUUAAAAAUGAAGUGAAGAAGGCAUUCCACGAUGGCAGACUAUAAUUAUUGUAGAAAAUGUUGGGUGGUCAAGUAACGUCUCGGAUUAUAAUCGAGAAUUUCACUCAAGGAUGAAUGUUGUAAUGUGAUUGAGUAUUCUGAAGAGGUUGUCAAUCGUUUGCACGUACUUUACCUCUGCUAAAAAAAUUUCUUCCAUUUUGUAAGUUUGCCCAUUGUAGAAUGUGGGAUUUUAAUUGCAACAUGUUGUUUCUAAGUCUGUGUUUAAUGUGUUAUCCACACCAGACACAAUAAAAUACAGUCAUUUUAUUUUGAUCCACGUUUUAGUCAAAAUUUGAUUGCAUUUGCAUUCACGAGGGCUUUCUUGUAGAGUAUCUAAGUUGCAGUGGUUCAGUGUGCUUCAAAAUUCAUAGUAGUUUUGCAGGUGAUAGCAAGAAGGUUGUUGGAAUCAAAACAAAAUACACCUCAUCUAUAUUUAUCCUCAGAUGUUAUACUGGAUCCUCUUCUAUCUUUUAGAAAGGAGCUUAAAGCAAAAUAAGAUGUCAAAGUGUCCGUGAACAACAUUGUCAUCAAGGCUGUUGCAAUUGCAUUGAGAAAUGUACCUGAAGCAAAUGGUAAGAUGUUUCUAAUCAUUUACUGGUCCAAACUAUAUUUUCUGGUGACAAGGUGAUUUGAUGAUGGUCAGUUGCUUGUUGAUAAGCAGAUUCAAGCACAAAGGUCUAAUCACAAAUUGGUUGUGUUCUUACAUUUUAAAUGAAUCCUUUCCCACUUUAGUUGUUGUUUUAUGCUCUACCAAGAUGUUCUUCACACCAAAUACAUGAUUGGCAUGUUGGAAAACCUCUCUGGUGUACUCAUGAAAAG